Chara braunii is the source of this 1911-nucleotide messenger RNA. NCBI's taxonomy places the organism in Eukaryota, Viridiplantae, Streptophyta, Charophyceae, Charales, Characeae. The record is from the annotation of a GenBank genome assembly.
CAAUGCUUGCGAGUUUGUCCAGACCACCGACGAACGAAACUGGGAUCCUAAACGUGAUAUGUAUUGGAAAUUGUCGGGGAACAAAAGGACGGACGUUUGUGACUUCCUUUUCGGCGCCAGACCGCCUGGUCCGACCGACCUCGAAUACACUCAACGGAGAAACCUGGUGUUCGCUGUGCUCAAUGGGUACCACGGUGCACCCAGGGAGUCUUUCUCGCACUUCCUAAGAAGGCUGGAGCACGUUUACUUCACGCUGGCCGAACCGCUCACUCUCGAAAACUACAAGUCACAGUUUGACGAGGAGGACCCUUUCGACGCUGAAGACAUGGAGGAGCUGAGCGACUCCGAAACCUUCGAUUUCGAGUCCAUGCCACUUCCUCGGGUGGUUGGACAGGUUGGUGAUGAAGAGGAAGGUGGCCUUCGGAGAUAUAGCACGUCCCCUGCCGGUUUGAAGUGUGUGUUUCGGGGCGAACCAGUCGACGACCAAUCUUCUGAUGACGGGGAGGAAGAGAGAGACUAUGAUCACGAACCUUGUGACAGGCUCCCUGUGGACCAUGAUACCUGGCAGAAUGACAAACUCUAUUUCUUCGGCAAGCAUCACCGGUUCACGUCGGAGGAUGUCUGGGGACACAACGUCGUAUGGCACCCGAGGAUAUUCCAACCUGCUGUGAGGAAUGGAAUAUGGGUCAUGGCAAUAAAGGAGGCCGAUGGCAAGUGGAGUGAACUGAAGAGACUGGGAGCGGGUGCAUUUAAGAGAAAGGCAAGAACUGCUCUGGUGGAGCAUUUGAGUCUCAUGAACCCCGAGAGGAACAAUCAGGACGUCGAAGCGUAUGCAGAACAAAAGCUAUGUGAGUUGUACGCCAACAACAUGUUGGAGUUUCGAGCACCUUUCUACGCACUCGAAACGGUACCGUCUCGUGGCAUUGACUGGUGCAUGCCGCAACCUCCGUCGGCCGGUCAGCAUCCGGGAGGGGGUGGUGGAGGAGACGAAGGAGACGRCRUAGGUGGCGGAGGAGACGGCUCACAGUUUUUCCGGAAAGGGGACGGGGGAGACAUCUUGGACACAGGGUUACCCUGCUCGCCUCCUUUCUCAUGUGUUGAGACUCGAGACUGGCGGUCCCGCGACGUGCUGGAGGGGACCGCUUCAGGAGUGCUGGAGACCGGGGGUAGCGAGAACGAACGUCACACUCCUGGGGAAGACGAGCGCUCUCCGGGAAUGCGUGCUGUACAUCGGGAUGAGGAGACUCAACGCUGGCAGUCUCGCAAAGUGUUGGAGACCAGAGGUAGUGAGUGUGAAUGUCAUGCUUCGGAGGGUGCGUCCGUGGACACUGACAGCGAGAGUGCAGGAGCCCUGGGGGAAACGCAUGCUGUACAGCGGGGAAAGGAGACUCGACACGGGCCCGCUCGUGAAGACGUGACGUGGCUCCACGCACGAGCGCUGGUGAUCGGGACGUCUGAAGAGGCUCUGCACUGUCGCUCGGCUGUGGCCACGACGCGAGAGGGUGUCGUUAAGGGAGGUCAGUGGACGUCCGUGCAAGCUCCCGUUCUUGGCGACGAUGAAGACGAAGAAGAACCCGCGGUGGAAGCUCGGGUUCAUGGCGAUGAGAAAGGCGGAGAACCCGUGGUGGAAGGCGGUGAGGUGACUGUCGACAUCCGGACGGAUCCACAGCGGAAAGAUUGUGAUUCCGCGCCCACCCGUUGCGGUGACGAACAGGGUGGUCGGGCGUCUGUCUUGAGCACCGCUCGGGGAAUGGUUCUUCAUGAAGCCAUAGAGUUGGGUGACGACUCAGCAGCCACCAAGCUGGUUAGCGACUCAGGCGUGGCCGAGAUGUAGAACGUCGAAUCCUCCGUGGAAGGCGGUGAGGUGGCCGUCAGCAUCAAGAUGGAUCCAGAGCGGAAAGAUCAGAUUCU